CAUGAUUUAUCGAUUGAAUAACAUUAUGUAAACACUUGCAUAUGUGCUGUGUGUUUUUUAAUGUUUUAUUAGAUCCAUGUUUUUGCAUUUCCUACUUUAUUUUAUGUUAUUCCUGUCUACUCAAAAUGGUCCUGUAAAAACGAUUAAGCGAAUACUUCCCGAGCCAGUUCUGGUGGACUAUGUAGACGGCAAGUUUGUAGCUGUGCCUUGCAAAUGGUGUGACUACACAUGCCCGACCGAGACAGGCGAGGACCACGUGACUAAGACUACACUACUAGACAGUGCUGCCCAGGGAGUACACAAGUUGCUAAUGUUACUGUGCCAUACGAUGAAUGAAUCGAAAUGGUUCAAAUUAUUCGUCCACCCAACACUCUGCUAUCAUUAAAGUCUUCUGGUGAAA
Molecule: messenger RNA, 400 nt
Organism: Homalodisca vitripennis (glassy-winged sharpshooter)
Lineage: Eukaryota; Metazoa; Arthropoda; Insecta; Hemiptera; Cicadellidae
Exons: 4
Coding region: 77-385 (102 amino acids)
Source: RefSeq, a predicted model, not a curated record